AUGAAUGAUUCGUACAACCGUGUUGGACGUUCCCUGACAUCAUAUACACUAGACCAGUUGUGUGAAUCUGCAUCCCGAUUGUCACGCAGUCGCUAUCAUGGAUUACGAAGUACCCAUUCAGUUCAAGUUCCUCAUGUGGACACUCCGAACCCAAUCCGACGAGCUGCAACAUUGGAAGGUAGGACAAGGUAUAUUUGCAUCACUCCGAGCAGCACGCGAGAAAGUUGGCUCAAACGAGCUCAAAGUCCUUCAGUCAGUUCUAGUCCAUCAAAUGUGACCGAUGCGGUGUCCACACAAUUUCCCAACUCACAUUCCGACGGAGCGCUGAUGAAACGACUUGCUCCGGGGACGGAAACCGGACAAUCUGUUAAAUCUAAGUCUCCCUAUCGAACACGAUUUGCACGACGAAUAUACACUUCAACCACACCGGGUCAAAGUGAAAAUGGUGAUCUGUCUCGUUCCCAGUCCAAUGAACUGCGUGACAGUUUGCAAGCAGUUAAUCGGAGCAUAAGCCCCGGACCAAAACGGUUGCAGCCACAAUCGGCUACGAGUGACACCCCGCCGACAAAACAUAUAUCGCGACCGGCCAUUCCUAAUUUGGGAAAAGGGGCGGAUACUAGAGGAAUUAGUAGUGUAUCAGUGCCCAGUGAAACACAGGUUCCAAUGCAAAUGCGAUCAUCCAAAUCGACUCAAUUUGAACCGGUUUCGGCUGAUGCAAAACCCGUAGUAUCGCAAAAAGCACAUCCUGCGGAGAAAGCUGAAGUGAAAAUGAAACUAGAGGAUAAAACCAAAUUACAACCAACUAAGUCGGAUUCUAAUCCACGAAAGUCCAAAAGCACUCGGAAGCCAAGAUUAAUGUUUACCCGUGCACUGUUAGAAGAAUCGUCUGUUUCUCCGAUAAUCAAAGUGAGUUCACCAUAUGCAGUUUGUCUGGUAGCAUGA
Molecule: messenger RNA, 942 nt
Organism: Echinostoma caproni
Lineage: Eukaryota; Metazoa; Platyhelminthes; Trematoda; Plagiorchiida; Echinostomatidae
Source: the annotation of a GenBank genome assembly